CAAAGUAUAUUACUAUGUAGAUAGGUACUUAACUUGGUACUUUGACUAACAGACACAAAGAGUGAUUUGGUAAUAGAAAAGAGUGAUUUGGAAUGAGAAAUAAAAAAGACUUGAGACAAAAUGUGAGAGUUUUAAAAGCGAGGAUGAUGUUGAAGGGAAAAUGAUGAAACCAGAAAAAAAAAGGAAAGAGAGGGUCAGUGCAGAAGCUCAAGAAAAGGGAAAGAAACCUGGCUAAUGAGUAAGAAAGAAGGGGAGAUAGAAAGAGGGAGAAUUAAGACUAGAAGACAGAGUGAGAGGCUGACAGAAGAGAAAAGGUUUGUCUGCGGUACUAGAAGAGAGGGCUGUUUGUGUCUCUAACAGACAUUAGAAUAACAACUUGAAAACAGUCUAUUUUUUUAAAAGCAGAAACCAACCAGAUUUGUAUCGCUUUGAAAUCUAGUGCUGCCUUGUCCCCAUCUCAGGCAUGCAGUACAUUGGUCCCCUCGUUCACCUAUUUCUCCUGCCACUUGUCAUGUGUUUACAAGAACAGACUUCUAGACUGCCUAAUUACAGCCCUCAAGUGACAUUAUGCCAUCAGUACACUGACACAGACAGUCUUUGUAAUCAUUGCUUGUCAACAAUUAAGACAAACUACAAUUAUUGUUGUCUGGACUUAUUAGUCAGAACAACGUGCAAAUUAUGUCACAAGGAAUUUAAUAAUUGUCAUCUUUUAGUCGAGAUAAUUAAAACAAUGGCAGAUGCAAGUAUUCUGAUCCCCAUCAAACAGAAUUCGACUUAUAAUAAAAUGUUACCAUCAGAAGCGCAAGAAAAUUUGGUCCAAAGAAUAAUUCUACAAUUAUCUGUGGCUACAGUUCCGGCACCAUGGACUUCCAUCGGAAAGGCUAUAAAUAGACUGAUAGAAUCAAGCAGAAAAGAUUUGUUCUAUGUAAAUAGAAACAUUGUUCUAAAUAGUUCAAAACAAAGUUUAGCAGCAGUUAAACCCAUAUCUUGGGCGAUAAACACAAUAGAGAAAGUUGUUGACUUUCCUGAAGAUGUCAGUUCUGAGUUAAAGCAGCUAAGUUUUGUUAGCCAGUUUGUUAACUCCAGUUGGAUCUUAUUUCCAGCUCUACAAAUGUAUAAUACACAACAGGAAACUGGGCAAGGUUUAAUGCCACAAAUGAAAAGUCCAUUGACAAAUACAGACUCUGGAUUUCAGACUCUUCCGGAAGUCAGCAAAACUUCCGCCUAUUCACACAGUCACCUGUUUGUAAUGAACAACCCCGAGUCCAAAAAGUUCAUUACUAAAGGAAACAAGCUCAAGAUGGACAACAAAACUUCAAAUCUUGAAUUAGUUGAUGGGAAAAAGUCAUCACUGCCGGCAAGUGGAAACUCUUUGAAAUCUCUCGUUGCUAGAAACUUCCGAUCAAUCAAGGAUAACAAGAAAACUGAUAAGACUAGAGGAGGACGACAUUUAGAUCAUGACCUAGAUGUAGACAACUCAAGACAAAGGGAACCAAGAAUCAAUCAAGACAAGAAAUGGGGAAGUUUAGGAGCUGGAAAGUUUAGACGUUGGUGGUUUGGGAAAGUUUCAACUUGAGCUCGUUGAUUCCAAGUGUACAGUGAUACAGGCAAGUUGCACGCAUUGACUAGGAGAUUUUCAGGAAACCUUUGAACACAAUAAACCAUUUUUUUUAUUUCGUUUCUUAAAGUCAUAAAAAAUGCAGGAAAAUAAAAAAAGAAGAGACUGCGAUAUUGAGAAUUGUGGUAAAGAUAUUAGGAAACCUCUAGAAAUAUGUCAGAAAAUAAACUUGAGAGAGACUUUGAACAAACAGUAAAACUAAACAAUGUCAAGGAGGCCAUUUUUUUAAGAGCUGUGUUUCAAAUUCACUGUUCCACGUGAACAGCUUACAGCUGUGUUUCAAAUUCAAUGUGUUCCACGUGAACAGCUUACAGCUGUGGCUGUGCAGGUAAAAGUGAAACUAAACUUUUUCCAAGAAACAGAUUCGAUGAUCCAUACUUCCUGGAGUCUGUACACCAGACACAGCCAUAUUAAAAACUAUACAAAUAGUUCAACUGAUAUUUAGACAUGUCUUUCUGACAUGCAUAAACUGUGUUCAAGAUUAAAGGUGUUUGAUUUCAUUUUUCUUUUUUUUGUUCAUAUCUGAAAGUCAAUUUCAUAUUCGUAUUCUCAGUAGAACAAAAAAUAUUGGCAUUCUCGCUGUUUAUUAUUAAUAUUAUUUAUUUUGUAACAGCAAGUUAACAACAACACAUGCAUGUUUAAUGCAAUAAAGUGACGCAAUCAAAUAGAGUGUAUUUGUAAGAUUUUCUUUUGUUCUGAAAGAAAUGUCAAUAAAAUGUUUUUCAUAUAACGAUUAAUGAACCAUUGAAAUAAGCUAUUGGUAAUUCUAUCAAAUAAAACUUGUUUUGACCAUUUGUCAACGUAUAAAGCCAUUAUUAACAGAGAAAAGUGUUUUCAAGUGUUAUGAAACUGGAGAGAACGUUCCAAUCAUAGUACUGACCAUAUUUCGAUUAACCAACAUAUUCAGCAAACUUCAAAAUAGCGUAACACAAAAUAGCGCCAACCUUAUCUAUACUAUAGAAUGAUAAUGAUGUGUGUGUGUGUGGAUCUUGUAGUCAGGUGUCUGGAUCUAAUAUCUGGAUUAUUUAGCGGUAGCGCUCUUUGAUAAAUCUGUGGGUGACGGAGUUAGUAACCUUGCUAUUUCUUAUAUUACCAAUACCUUUGACUGGCUCAUUUUUACCGUUUGCCGUUGUAAUUAAUGCCUAUGAAAAAUUAAAUGAUUCUCGACCACAUUAUGUAGAGAAUUUGCAUGACUUUCUUUUGAUAGUCACACCCUAAUGCAUAACUUUGAAGAGACCUGACAAACUCAAUACUGAUAAGGUUUUUUUUACAUUUUAAUGUAACUCUCUUGUACUUGGAUGCUAUUUCACUGAAAAAAACAACAACUUUUACAUUCGUAAUUUAAUUUCAAUCAUGAAUAGAGUCCAUGACUAGAGUCCAUGACUAGAGUCCAUGACUAGAGUUCAUGACUAGAGUCCACACUUUGCCUGAAAACGUCAUUCAAUAGAAUGUAAACUUUGUGAAUUACAAACACAAGUCAACAAAAAGACCUUCGACAUUGUGUUCCUAGGAAUGUGUCUCAUAGUGUCUGGGGUAUUGGGUGAGGAAAAGCUAAUUGAAGUCUUAAUAAGUGACUCUCUGAAGUCUAAAGAAGUGAAUAUCUGAAGUCUAAAUACGUGACUAUCUGAAGUCUGUAUAAUUGAAUAUCUGAAGUAUAAAUACAUGACUAUCUAAAGUCUAAAUAUGUGACUAUAUAAAGUCUAUGUGACUAUUUGUUUUUGAAGCCUAAAUACUUGAUUAUUUGAAGUCUAAAUAAGUGAAUAUCUGAAGUGACUAUAUGUUUAUGUGACUAUAUGAAGUCUAACUAAGUGACUAUCUAAAGUCGAAAUAAGUGACUAUAUGAAGUCUAAAUAUGUGACUAUUUGAA
This is a messenger RNA of Biomphalaria glabrata, 3485 nucleotides long. RefSeq lists its product as uncharacterized. The transcript has 2 exons. The record is from RefSeq and is a predicted model, not a curated record. The coding region runs from base 464 to 1576 and encodes 370 amino acids. NCBI's taxonomy places the organism in Eukaryota, Metazoa, Mollusca, Gastropoda, Planorbidae.